AUGCGUACCUCAUUCAUCGCCACGAGUCUUCUCGCAGUUGCAGCGACUCAAGUUGCGGCACAAUACACAAAUCAAUCCGCCCCAUUCAAUCUUGUGCUUCUCUCCUCAAAUGACACCUUGAAUGGCACCACUCUCUUCCCUUGCCAUGAAGGUGCUGCUAUCGAAGGAUUAUGCGUUGGUGCUUCAAUCACUAAUACAAACACCACCUUUUACACGUACAAUUUUAACACCUCCUCCUACGACACCAGCUUCAAUGCUUCUAUCGGCGAAACUGGUGUCUUAACAUGGCUUCUCCAAGGUGCAAAUUUCAAUCUUUCCUCGCCUUUCGGACUUUCGUAUAGCCCCACGAGCAACAUCGCCAUGCCAUUGUUUACUCCUGGCACGAGCACAACCAAUGUAGCGUUUGACGAGAACGAUUUGUUGAACAUUCAGGGCUAUCAGAAUGACACAACCGUACCAAUUACCUUUGGGACUGAAGCUUAUUAUAGGUGGUACAUCUGUGAGACGUACUGGGGUUACCACUACACGACUUUGGCUUGGGUUGUUGGUGAGGCUGAGCCACAAAAUCCAACUUGCGUCAAGGUUGAUGUGAAGAGGGUCUUUGUAGAGGAGAAGGUUCAAAAUUAUGAGUAA
Messenger RNA from Sclerotinia sclerotiorum 1980 UF-70, 633 nucleotides. RefSeq lists its product as hypothetical. The record is from RefSeq and is a predicted model, not a curated record. The coding region runs from base 1 to 633 and encodes 210 amino acids. Lineage: Eukaryota; Fungi; Ascomycota; Leotiomycetes; Helotiales; Sclerotiniaceae. The transcript has a single exon.